AUGUCGUCCACUAAACAAUCAGCUGAUAGUGAAUAUGAAAUUGCUUAUCGUUCUACGAUCCAACCCCGUACAGCUGUACGUACUCAAAGCCGACAAUCUGGAAAUUACAGCAGUGGUACGGUUGGUGGAGGAGGUCGUGUAUUGAAAAUGGUCACUGAAAUGGGCUCCGCAUCCAUUGGUGGCAUAAGCCCGGCACUCAGUGCAAAUGCUGCAAAAUCAUUUCUGGAAGCAACAGAUAAAGAAAAGAAGGAGAUGCAAGGCUUGAAUGACCGUCUUGGCAAUUACAUCGACCGUGUAAAGAAGCUUGAGGAACAGAACCGGAAGUUAGUCGCUGAUCUUGAAGAGUUGCGUGGACGUUGGGGAAAAGACACAAGUGAAAUUAAAAUCCAAUAUUCCGAUUCACUGCGAGAUGCUCGCAAGGAGAUUGAUGAUGGAGCAAGACGGAAGGCUGAAAUCGAUGUCAAAGCAGCACGACUUCGUGAUGAUCUUGCUGAAAUUCGCAGUCGAUACGAAGACGUGCAGCAUCGACGUGAAAACGAUCAUGAAAAGAUCAAUCAAUGGCAGCACGCAAUCGAUGAUGCACAAAGUGAAUUGGAAAUGCUUCGAGCCCGUUGGCGUCAGUUAACUGAUGAAGAGAAACGCUUAAACGGAGAUAAUGCUCGUAUUUGGGAAGAACUUCAGAAAGCACGAAACGAUUUGGAUGAAGAAACGUUAGGACGUAUCGACUACCAAAAUCAAGUGCAAACACUCAUGGAAGAAUUGGAAUUUUUACGACGUGUGCAUGAACAAGAAGUCAAGGAACUUCAAGCUUUGUUGGCGCAGGCUCCAGCUGAUACACGUGAAUUCUUCAAGAACGAAUUGGCACUGGCUAUUCGUGAUAUCAAAGAUGAAUAUGACUAUAUUGCUAAACAGGGCAAGCAAGAUAUGGAAAGUUGGUACAAACUCAAGGUGUCAGAAGUGCAAGGCACUGCAAAUCGCGCUAAUAUGGAAGCAAAUUAUCAACGUGAAGAAGUGAAACGAAUGCGUGACAACAUUGGUGACCUUCGUGGCAAACUUGUACAAAACUUGAACAAUCAGAAUUUUUUUGUGAUAUUAAAUACAAAAUCAGAACUUAACGAUGAUCAAAGACAAUAUGAAACAGCUUUAAAUGAUCGCGAUGCAACUUUACGUCGUAUGCGCGAGGAGUGUCAAACUUUGGUGGCUGAAUUACAAGCACUUUUGGACACCAAACAAAUGCUCGAUGCUGAGAUUGCUAUUUAUAGAAAGAUGUUGGAGGGUGAAGAAAGCCGCGUUGGUCUUCGUCAAAUGGUCGAACAGGUUGUUAAAACGCAUUCUCUGCAGCAACAAGAAGAUACAGAUUCAACACGCAGCGUACGUGGUGAAGUUUCGACGAAAACGACGUUCCAACGGUCUGCUAAGGGGAGUGUAACAAUUUCUGAAUGUGAUCCAAAUGGAAGAUUCAUCAUGCUCGAGAAUAAUCAUAGAAGCAAAGACGAAAAUCUUGGUGAGCAUAAGCUUCGGAGAAAACUUGAUAAUCGUCGAGAAAUUAUUUAUACUAUCCCACCAAAUACUGUUUUGAAAAUAUGGGCACGUGACCAAGGUGGUCUGCAUAGUCCACCAGAAUCUUUGGUGUAUGAUGGAGAGAAUACGUGGGGUAUUGGUGCAAACGUGGUGACAACGUUAAUUAAUAAAGAUGGUGACGAACGCGCUACUCAUACGCAGAAAACAAUACAAACAGGACAAUAA
This is a messenger RNA of Thelazia callipaeda (thelaziosis nematode), 1746 nucleotides long. The record is from the annotation of a GenBank genome assembly. Lineage: Eukaryota; Metazoa; Nematoda; Chromadorea; Rhabditida; Thelaziidae.